CCGACGUGGAUUUACAUUCAGAGAAGGCGGUCCUGUGAAUUCUUCAUUUCUGAAAGUUUUCAAGUAUAGAUUAUUUAUUACCUUGUUGUAAAUGCCCCUCUAGGACACUUUGGAGGCUGGGUUUUCGUACAGCUGGAAACAGAAAGCGAUGGUCGAUGUCCCACUUCUGACUUCACGCGGCUGGCAGGGCAACUUUUUAAAAUAAGCGGGUCUGCCUUACUUUCAAAUGCUUUUCAACUGGAUGCACAUCUCAUGACAGAUUCUGAACAAGUUAGCAAGUGGAGAUAAUUCAUCAGCAUGGACACUGGGAGAAAGUUCUCGACAUGGGACUACGUGGUCUUUAUUGUGACUCUGGCCAUUGCACUGGCGAUUGGGGUUUACCAGGCACUGGCAGGACGGCGUCAAUUCAGCAGUAAAGAAUUCCUCCUGGCCGGGCGUCAGCUGAGCGCUUUACCCGUGGCCAUGUCCCUGACAGCCAGCUUCAUGUCUGGCAUCACGGUCAUUGGCACUCCUGCAGAGGCUUACCAGUUUGGAGCACCAUUUCUGCUGUUUGCUUUCUCCUACAGUAUCAUGUCAACAAUCAGCGCAGAGAUUUUUGUGCCUCUUUUCUACCGGCUUGGCAUCACCAGCACAUAUGAGUAUUUGGAGAGGCGCUUCAAUCGACUCACCCGAAUAAUUGGAACCAGCAUGUAUAUUGGACAGACAGUCUUGUAUACUGGCAUGGUGAUCUACGCACCGGCACUGGCUCUAAACCUAGUUACUGGUUUGGACCUCUGGGGAGUUUUGGUGGCAACAGGAGUAGUGUGCACCAUCUACUGCACUGUGGGUGGUCUUAAGGCAGUGAUCUGGACAGACGUCUUCCAGAUGAUCAUCAUGUUGUCAGGAUUCUUGGCGAUAAUUAUUCGUGGAGCCGUGGUACAAGGUGGUGUUCAGCGAAUCUGGAAUGACUCGUACUAUGGAGGUAGACUGAACAUCUGGGACUUUGACCCUGAUCCCCUGAAACGCCAUACCUUCUGGACAGUUGUGGUUGGAGGUUCUCUGAUGUGGACAUCCAUCUAUGCCAUUAACCAGUCUCAGGUCCAAAGGUACAUCUCCUGUCGGAGCCAACUGCACGCAAAGAUGUCGCUAUAUUUUAACAUGGUUGGAUUGUGGAUCACUGUGACUCUGGCCAUGGUAACAGGGUUUACCAUGUACUCCAUUUACUCACAAUGUGACCCACUGAGUGUGGGAAAAGUCAGCGCUCCCGAUCAGCUCCUGCCUUAUCUGGUGAUGGACAUCUUGGCAGAUUAUCCCGGUGUGCCAGGGCUCUUCGUGGCGGCCGCAUACAGUGGUACCCUCAGCACAGUGUCAUCCAGCAUUAAUGCACUGACUGCAGUCACAGUGGAAGACUUCAUCAAACCUCUUUACCCAACAGUCACCGAACGUCGCCUGGCCUGGGUGUCAAAUGGACUCAGCAUCUUUUAUGGAGCAGUUUGCAUCGCAAUGGCAGCCAUGUCCUCUCUAAUGGGUAACAUCCUUCAGGCAGCCCUUUCCAUCUUCGGCAUGAUCAGUGGACCUCUACUGGGCCUCUACCUGCUUGGGAUGUUUUUUCCUUGUGCAAACAGCAUUGGGGGGCUGGUGGGGCUAUUCACUGGACUCAUCUUGACACUCUGGGUGGGCAUCGGAGCUCAGAUUUACCCACCGCUGCCUGAGAAAACAAAUCCUUUACACCUCAGCACAGCAGGAUGUGUCUUCAACUACACAGAGCCACCGACGCACAGCACUGCUCUCCCCUGGAGUUCGGACAUAACAGCCACGAUGGGAAGUCUGGACCAACAUCGCCCCGGAAUCGCAGACACCUGGUACUCUCUGUCCUACUUAUACUUCUGCCCUGUUGGGACCCUCACGGCUCUGCUCCUGGGGCUCAUUGUGAGUCUUCUGACAGGAGGUAGAAAGCAGAAGCACAUCUCCCCUGAUCUUUUCAUUAGAAAGAGCGACCUUUUAUGUUUUACCUGCAAAACUCAAGAUGAGGAGAUUAACAAGGAAAUAACAAACAGCACUCCAGAUAUGGAGUUAAAGAAAGGAACUGACAAUCCAUCCUUUGAUGUUAAAGAAGAAAACCCCCAAGAAAAAAUGGAAAAUAAAACCACUCUUUAGUACAACAGAGGAGGAAGGCAGGGACACCAGUUUUCCUUCAUCGGUCUCCUACAGUGGCCCGCACCUGGAAUCCUGCAGCGUCUUCAGUCCUGAAGAGGAGCUGCUCAAAGGUUGACUUCAUUGCCAUUGAUUUGUCUGAUCAGUGCUGUAAAUAAAACACAA
Polypterus senegalus (gray bichir) is the source of this 2298-nucleotide messenger RNA. It is a transcript of the gene slc5a8l, whose product is annotated as solute carrier family 5 member 8, like. Gene Ontology annotation, biological process: propanoate transmembrane transport; sodium ion transport. Gene Ontology annotation, molecular function: organic acid:sodium symporter activity. Bases 298 to 2136 code for a protein of 612 amino acids. The transcript is spliced from 15 exons. NCBI's taxonomy places the organism in Eukaryota, Metazoa, Chordata, Cladistia, Polypteriformes, Polypteridae. Gene Ontology annotation, cellular component: membrane. The record is from RefSeq and is a predicted model, not a curated record.